AACAGGGAAGGGAGAGGAGAGGCUCUGGAUGGAGAGAGAUGCUGUUGCCAUGGGAAGCAGCCUCAUAGGCGACCAGUGAAAACCACAGCAGGAUUAUCCUGUGGAGGAAAAGGACACUAGUGCUUGUUUUUCCCCUCCAAAUUGUGAUCCAGUGCAGGGCUCUGAAUUGAUAUUGCAGUGAGGUGGAAACAUGCAUGUAGAUCCACAUAAAGAAGGAAAGGAAGAGCAGCCAGAUCAGGAUGCCAGAGCAGAUGCAUUCCCAUUAAAGGAAUUUUGUGUCUCACUGGGGUGGACAUAGGCGCUGAGAGGCAGGCUGUCGGCUCACUCUUCACGGCCAGUUCUUCUCCAACAAAGGUGGUCCGGGCGGAGGACAGGAGGGGGAGUCCAGAACAGAGGUUCCCCCUGUCUUCAGGCACCUGCUGCUUGCUAGUUGCUGACACCGAGGACACUGAAUGACUUUGUCAGUGCACGAGGCUGUGUGUGUGUGUGUGUGUGUGUGUGUAUCUGUGUGUGUGCGCGUGUGUAAGCAUCUGAAUCAAUCAGAGACAGAGAGGGAAUUUCAGACUGACCGGUGCUUCUCUGUUAAUGUGGAGGAUUGAGACAUUCUUCCCUCUAAUCUUUGCAUCUGUCACAGACCAGAGGAGAGGUUUUGGAGGGGAUCUCUUAUUGUACAACUCCGGCUCGCCUCUCUGACGGAUGGGCACCACUGAGGCGACUCUACGGAUGGAGAACAUGGAAGUAAAAGACGAGUGGCAGGAUGAAGACUUCCCCAGACCUCUACCAGAGUACGGAGACAUGGACCCCGACUACGGUCUUUCGGACAACAGAGUCUCUCCUCCUAACUCGCUGCUUGUGAGCCCUCCCGGAGGAGGAGGAGGAGGCGUCUCUUCAUCUCAUUGUAAACGGAGGACACUGGUGGCCCCGGAGAUGAAUCUGUCCUUAGAUCAGAGCGAAGGUUCUCUGCUGUCAGAUGAUUUCCUGGACACGCCGGACGACCUGGACAUCAACGUGGAUGACAUCGAUACUCCCGAUGAAACAGACUCGCUGGAGUUCAUAACCAACGGGAAUGACCUAGAGUGGGAAGACGACACUCCGGUGGCCUCGGCGAAAGCAGGUCCUGCCGGCGGCUCAGGGGAAGCGGGCGAGGACGGAAACGCAAAUUGUGGGCGUCUGUGGAGGACAGUGCUGAUAGGGGAGCAGGAGCAUCGUAUCGACAUGCAGCUCAUCAGACCUUACCUGCGGGUCAUCACACAUGGAGGAUAUUAUGGAGAAGGCCUGAACGCCAUCAUCGUGUUCUCUGCUUGUUACCUUCCCGACAGCAGCUGCUCAGACUACCACUACAUCAUGGAAAACCUCUUCCUGUAUGUGGUCAGCAGCCUGGAGAUGCUGGUGGCCGAAGAUUACCUGAUCAUCUACAUGAACGGAGCCACGCCUCGGAGUAAGAUGCCCGGAAUCAGCUGGCUGAAGAAAUGCUACCAAAUGAUUGACAGGAGACUGAAGAAGAACCUGAAGUCUCUGGUCAUCACUCAUCCCACGUGGUUUAUCCGUACAGUUCUGGCCAUAUCCAGGCCUUUCAUCAGUGUGAAGUUCAUGAAUAAGAUCCAGUAUGUCCACAAUCUGGAUGAACUGGCACAAAUUGUCCCCAUGGAGCACGUCCAUGUUCCUGAGUGUGUGGUGCAAUUUGACGAAGAGAGGAUUAAAGCCCGGAGGGAAAGGAUGGAGCAGGAGCAGCGACAGCAGGCUCAGCAGCCGGUCCCACGGGAGCCUAUUAAAAAGUCUGAAAGGCCAAAAUCAAUGAUUGUGGGGUUGUGAGAAGGGCAGGAGCGAGAAGCUGAAGGGUGAGACAGCAACUCUUCCUACUUUAUUUUACAAACACAAAGCUGAUGUUUAUGUCCGGCCGAGAGAGGAAUAAUCUCUUCCAUAAUCUUCAUUCCAUCAGGAAGUCCUUCCUUCUCUCACCUGGAAGUGUUUCUGCAUCAUUAAAACGUCCAAAGGAAGUGACCUGACGUGUAGCAGCUCCUAUAAAGGUUGGGUUUUCGCUCUGUGGAUUGUGUUUCUCCUGCUGUAAUUUAAGUUCAGAUUAGAAGCUUGUUUCAGAUUGAUUUGAUGCAUCAAUCAAGCAGAGGAACUCUGAGCGCUUCACAGCUCAAAAUACACGUUGGUUUUUCUGCAAAGAGGACAGAAUGAGCAUCUUAAUGUCAGAUCUGUACACACACAGGUCAUAACUGUGCCCGAUGUAGCAAGAGUUUCACAAAUGUGACAAAAUGCCUUCAUCUCUGUUUUUUACCUGCUGUAUCAUUAGACCUUUUUUAAAAGUCUAAAUGUUUUUGUUCUUUCUGGUUCCAUCUGCUUUAUGAUGUUUCCUUUAGCCCCGCCCACCUGGCUUAUAAUGUUGAAAUACUUACAUGACCAAUAUCUGUAUAUUUACCCAUACAUGUUUAUAUUUGUGCAUUUUUCAUCAUAUGAGCUGACAUAACACAAUAUAUGCAUAAAAGUAAAAGAUAUUUUUAGUUAAUUAAAUGCCUCUUAUUGUAGAAGCUGAAUGCAACCGUAAUUUACCCAAAUUAAAGAUUUUACAUCAGAUUUAGAGCAAAACUAUGUAUAUAUUCACACAAACACCACAUUUUUAUUGUUUCGGAAAACGGUCAUGUGAGGAUGACUUGAUGUCGGCUUAGAUUGUCAGAAAACUUUCAGAUAAAUAAAAUUUAUGCAGAUGACUUUUCAGAGCUUCAGUUUCUAAAAUGUUUAGUUUUUUUAAUGAGGUUAAAUAUAUUUUAUUUUGCAUUUUCAGUCGAUUGUAGCAGCGGAGCAGCAGAUUGUAUCACCUGUGUGCUCUUCAUAUCAGUUUGCACGGUUUUUAAGAACUUUAUUUGUAAUUUUUUUUUGUGCACAGCUCAUGAAAUGCAGCUUUUUGUAAAUUACACAGAUGAAAAAAUGAAAAGUUUAUUUUUAAAGUUCUGUUGCCUUCCUAAAAGAAGAACGCUGGAUAAACGGUUCAACUUUCUUUCUAAUUUCCUUAAUUUCCUGGUUCUUUAAGUGUCUGUGGUGAAAUGAAACGCUUGUGUUGCUCAGCUUUGAUGGAACAAUUUUUAGUUUGUCAAUCUGGUUGCAGGUUGGACUGAGUGCCUGUUGUUGAACGCAAAGUCAAAUCUAAUAAAGUGAAAGAGUAAAAAGUGGAACCUUUUAUAUAUUGAAAUGUUUUUGUUAUUAUUAUUAUUAUUUUAUGACCCACAAUGUCUGAUAUCGUCAUAAUGAAAAUAAUCCUUUUGACUGUAAAGCACAACGUUAAUAUCAAACAUUUCUCCUCUGUUUGCUCAGAUUUACAUAAACAUCAUUCAGUCUAAAAAAUGCUGUAAAUAUGUCUGAAUAAAUUCCUCCUUAAAACUCUG
Austrofundulus limnaeus is the source of this 3389-nucleotide messenger RNA. It is a transcript of the gene atcaya, whose product is annotated as ATCAY kinesin light chain interacting caytaxin a. The transcript has 13 exons. The coding region runs from base 697 to 1812 and encodes 371 amino acids. NCBI's taxonomy places the organism in Eukaryota, Metazoa, Chordata, Actinopteri, Cyprinodontiformes, Rivulidae. Gene Ontology annotation, biological process: apoptotic process. The record is from RefSeq and is a predicted model, not a curated record. Gene Ontology annotation, cellular component: cytoplasm.